Messenger RNA from Anguilla anguilla (European eel), 9340 nucleotides. RefSeq names its product trinucleotide repeat-containing gene 18 protein-like. Gene Ontology annotation, molecular function: chromatin binding. The record is from RefSeq and is a predicted model, not a curated record. Lineage: Eukaryota; Metazoa; Chordata; Actinopteri; Anguilliformes; Anguillidae.
CAGUAUAUUCCACGUUAUUAGUUUGUAGUUCUGUGCGUUGAAAACACGGCUGGGAGCAAUCGUUUUCAAUCUUGUGUUUUAAGCCUUUUCAUCCGGGAUUUCCGUUGCAGUUCUGCAAGCUAUAUCUGGGCCUAAAUGUUGAGUUUGUGCUUCCUUUCGCUCGGGAGGUCAGCAGAAUGCCUGAUACAGACGCUGAUUUGCCCGGAAAUAUAGGGACUGUUUAACAAUCUGGCUUUCUCGGAAUUCCUCAGUGGACUGUUUUCGACACUAAGUUUAUCUGUUUUGGAUAAUGGAUGGCCGAGAUUGCGGACCCCCGAGAUCUGUUCAUCUUCCCCCACCUUUACUCACGGGGCUGGCCAUGGAGUCACACCGGCUUGGAGCGGCUGCUGCAGCCGGCAGAAUACCUCCUUCCCCCGGCCACUUGGGCGCGGGACACUCGGCAUCACUCCAUACUGGAAAAUACUUGUCAUCGGCCAUUAACCUCCGUUCUCAUCACGGUGACGCCUUUCCGGUGGGCUCCUCCCCCUUCCUCGGCGGCUACGUGAGCUCCUCCAAUCCGCACGGAGGCCCCGCCCCCAUGACCUCCGACCCGUCCUUCAGGGGGGCCCCCAACCCCACCAACCUGCAGAUGGCGCAGCUGUGGGCCUCCCACCUCCACGAGGGUUUCUCCCACCUGUCUGGCAGCUUGUACCCCGGCUCCUACAUUCCGCUGGGACCCCUGGAGCACCCCAGCAGCGGCAGCCCCCUCCACGCCCAGCUGGGCCAGCACCCCCUCUUCGAGCCCCAGAAAGAGGGCUUCUACCUCCCCGGCCAUGGAGGACCACCCGCCCUGCACUCCCAGUCCGGCCUCUCCGGGACCCACACUCCUAGCUCCCUGUCCAGGGAAAGGGAGGCCCUGCACUACCACAGGGGCGCAAGGGACGGGUCCCGGGACAGGGAGAGGCCCUGCAAGGCCGAGCCGGGCGAGCCUCACCCCCGCGGCCCGAGGGACGGGGACGGACCCAAAGAGGAGCCCCGAUCCCACAGCGUGGUGGACCUCACGGAGGACGACAGGAGAACGGGUGUCCCGCACAGGCCCUCGAAGAAAGCCUCGCCCUUUUUCCGCGAGCCCUCGCCCGGGCCGGGCGGUGGGGAGCUCAAGCCGGGCGCCCCCCUGCAGACGUCAUCGCUUAGCAACUGCAGGGGUGGCACCGGUGCCCCCUCGUCUGGGCCCCCGGGACCGGACCAGGACAGGUGGCACCGGGACCUGAACCACGACGACGAAAACACCAGACCUGGCGUCCUGUGCCAUGGGGACAGGUCGAAAAAAUGCGACCCGGCAGCGACGUCCUCGAUUGGUACCCUGCACGCGUCCCGCGGCAGCCCCUCCCCUCACGGGAAUCCCGCCCACUUACCCAACAGACUGAUGUCCGCUGGCACGUACCCACCUCCCCCUCUCCCUCCCCACCUUCCGCCCAGCCUGUACCCGCUGUACCCCAUCGUGAAGGACCCCGGGAGGGAGCACAGGGUGAUCGCGCCCACGUUCGUGCCUUCGGUCGAGGUCUACGAGGAGAGACUGGGGCCCAUUCAGAUCGCCUCGCAGGCCCGGGAGAGCAAGAGCAGCAGGAGGACGGGGGAGAGGGACUCGAACCGGCAGCCGGGCGGAGAGAGGACUCAAGCGGACUCGGCUCGCCCUCCCCCAGCCCACGAGACCCCUUCCCACCACGGCAGGAGCACGGAAAUUUUACGAGAAGAAGGCUCCGUUAUUCGGUCCAACUGCUUCAGCACGAGGAGGCCGGCGCCUUCGGAAACGCACGCGAGCAGACGGGGGCGCAGCCCGGACGCGGACUCUGCGCCGACCGGCGGCUCGUCCAAAGAGCCGAGCAGAACGGCUCUCGAAGCCGAGUACCACGGCCACGACCGCGACAGAAUCCAGAGGGCGUCGGCGAGAGAAGGCGGCGCGAAGCACAGAGGGGCGGACUCCGCCUGGAUGCACCCGGACCAGCCCUCGCCCAAGGGCUUCGUCUCGCCGGAACACAAGUGGAAGCCCUUCGACAUGGCCGACUACGCCUCCGGCCAGAUGUCCGCCCUCGCGGCCCAGCACGGCCAGGGCCCCAGGGGGGAGGACGACGGAAAGAGCGCCUACCUGGAUCCCUCGGGGGUUCACAGGCCCGCCCCGAGCGGGAGCUCCAGAGGGAGUCCUCAGAGGCUCCACCCGGAACCCCACAGGGAAGUGUCGGCCAUGCAGAGCCUGAUCAAAUACAGCGGCAGCUUCGCCAAGGGCCCCGGCUCCAGGCCCGGGUCCGACGGCAAGGGACCCUUUGGGGGCCUGGGCAGCAUGAAGCCGGAGCCGAAGACCCAGCACUUCCCGUCGCAGCACCCGGGGAAGCAGCUGAAACGGGACCCGGAGCGCCCGGAGAGCGCCAAGUCCUUCGGCCGGGAGACCGUCGGCUCCCAGGGGGAGGUGGAGGUCCGGCACCCCCCGGUGGGGAUCGCCGUGGCGGUGGCGCGCCAGAGGGACAGCGGCAGCAAGCCCGGCUUGGGCCCGGCGGACCGAGAGCGCCCCCUGAUGGGCGGCAUCAAAGGUUCAGGGCGUCCGGAGGAGGACGGGAGGGACGAGGGCGUGCGAGACGACCGGCUCCUGCAGGGCCGACUGGAGCGCGAGCAAGAGAAGCUGCUGAGGGAGAGCAAAGAGCUGGCGGAGUACACGCGCAUGCACCUGCCCGAGGGCACUGCCAACGGGCUCAACCCCAACCCGAUGGUGACGGGGCGCCCGCCCCUGGCUGGCUCCGGGCGCUGGCCCCCGGACCCCGCCUCCCACCUGGUGUCCCACCCCUGGAUGCCCCGCCCGAGCGGCCCCUCCAUGUGGCUCUCCGGCUCCCCCUACGGGCUGGGGCCCCCCUCUCUCCACCAAGGCCUGCCCCCGGGGUACCCCCCGACCCUCCCUGGCUCCAUGCCCCCUCCGUACCAGUUGGCGCGGGACCCUCAGUCGGGCCAGCUGGUGGUCAUCCCCACGGAGCACCUCCCUCACUACGCGGCCGAGCUGAUGGAGCGGAGCCCCCCGCUGUGGCCGGGGCUGUACCCGGGGGCGGGCGCCUCCCUGCAGCACGCGCAGGAGCUGCACCUCCUCUCCCAGCAGCAGCUGCUCCGCCAGCAGGAGCUGCUCAUGAUCCAGCAGCAGGCCGCCCAGGUGAUGGAGCUGCAGAGGAGCGUGCAUUUCGCGGAGAGGCUGAAGGCGAGCGAACAAAGAGCCGAAAUGGAGGACAAGGCGGCCAAAAGGGGCGGCGACGGCUGCGGCAAGCAGGGCGUCUCCACGCGGCCCGGCCCCGCCCUGCACUCCCGAAAGCUGGCGGCCCGCUCCCCGACGCCCUCCCCGUCCCCCUCCUACAGCAAGGCCCUGACGCCCCUCCCCUCCCCCGUCGCCGCCGCCCUCAAGUCUGAGGGCGGGCCCAAAGGGGAGAAGUCCCUGCCCGGGCGCUCGUACUCCCACCCCUCCACCCCCGCCCCCCCGCCCGCCAGCCCCGCCUCCUCCCCGCCCCCGCCGCCUCCCCCUGUCCCGCCCAAGGAGGAGUGCGUGGAAGUGUGCGAGGGCAAAGAGCUGGAGCUUCAGAACCACGUCUCCGCACCCGCGCAGGCUCUGUACCCCGAAAUUCCUCCCGGUUACCCGUACCAGCCGCUACCCGCGCCGUUCGGCAGCCACUACCCGUACCUGCUCCAGCCGGCCGCCGCCGCGGACGCCGACGGCCUGGCGCCCGACGUGCCGUUGCCGGCGGAGACCCUGGAGCGCUCCGCCCCUCCGGCCGACGUCAAGCCCCGCCGCCUGCGCUCCCCGGCCGCGGCGGAGCCCCCGCCGCCGCCCCCGGCGACCCCGGCGCCGCCGCGCCGCGAGGAGCGGGCCACGCCCGGCAACCCCGCGGUGAAGGAGGAGCCCGGGCUGGAGGAGGGCGGGGAGGAGCCCGAGCUCCGGGCGGCCCGCCGCGGCGAGGCGGCCGCGCCCGGCGCGUCUGAGGCGGAGGCGGGGCGACGCACCGUGGUCACGUCCCUGUCGGCGGAAGGGGGGGCGGAGCCCGACGAGGCGCUCGCGGGAGGGAGGGUGAAGCUGGAGGAGACGACGGUCAUAAGCGGACCGGAUCCCUACCGAGCUCCCGCCGCGGGUCCCCUCGCCCCCGAGGCCGAGCCCCCGGUCCGCGAGGGGUCAGCCAGCCCCGCGAGCCUCGCCUACCGCCCCCCCGCCCAUUACGGCGAGCCCCAAGCGUGGGACGGCCCACCCCGGUCGGUCGGCCCCGCCUCCCCCAGACUCGGGGGGGAGACGGACCCGGGUCGAUGCCCGGAGCGGCCCGGCGAUGAGGUCACUGAGAUCGCCCGCGAGACGCCGUCCCCCCCACCUCCUGUCCUGCCCCCCCCACUCCGGCCGCGCCUGUCCGUCGAGGACGUCGCCCCCGACGACCCCAUGGCCGGCAUGAUCGCCCUGGUGGCCGCCAGCGAGCUUCCGCAGGCCCGCCCCCUGCCCGCCCUCGUGGGGGCGGGGCCUCCCCUGGACCACGCCCCCCUGGAGCUUGCCGGGCUGGAGGGGAUGACCCUGCUGGGGGAGAUGGCCGAGCUGGAGCUGGAGAGGCAGUGCUUGGCCGUUCAGUGCGUGGCGGCGUCCUGUGGGCUGGACGUCCUGCUGCAGGCGAGCAGGCAGGUGCUCCUGGAGGAGCUGCGCCGGCCGGCCCUCGCCGUCCGCCUCCCCCGCGAGCUCGACCCCAACAGGAAGUACAGCUGGAUGCAGAAGAAGGAGGAGCCUCUCUUCUCCAAGUCAGCCCUGGAGGGGAUGGACAUCUUGGAGGUGGACUACCGUAUGAGGUUGGCCGAGCUCCAGAGGCGGUACAAGGACAGACAGAGGGAGCUGAUGAAGCUUCAGAGACGGAGAGAGCGCGAGGAGAAGCGGCUGCUGGAGGAGAGCAGCCGGGCGUCGGCCCGCAGGGGCCCCGGGAGGCCCCCCAAGAGGAGGCACAGCCUCGCCGCCCCCUCCUCCCCCGCUGGCAAACCGCUGGACCCCAAGAGCGCCAGGUUCAGCAAGAGCCUAACCCUUUCCGAGGACUCAGAGGCCGGAGAGGUACUGCGGAAGCGAUUUCGGGGACCCGGCCGCGAGGAGGACGAGGAGAUGGACGCGGCCGCGAGGGCGAAGAGGAAGAGCAGGCAGUGGGCCGAUCGGGAGCCCGCGUCGAGCUUCCCCCAGGAGAUGCAGAUGAAGAGCGGCAAGAAGAGGCGGCUGAGCGAGCAGGAGCAGCUGGCCUCCAAGCUGGACAGGGCCCUGUCGCUCACCAAGCUGGGUAAACUCCACCGGGCCCCCUUCCCUUUCGCGGGGGACCCCUGCGGGAGGGCCGCGCCCGGCCCCGGGGGGUGCGGCAAGCUCUCGGCGCUCCGGGAGACGGAGCUCAGGGCCGAGGCGGGGAAGCGGAGCCUCUCCGCGGGGCUCGGCCUCUUCCAGAAGUCGUCGAAAGGAGGUAAAAACAAAAUGGCCGCCAAAACGAAGAACGCGGAGCCCUGCUUGAACGCGAAAGGCCAGCAGAAAGCGCUGUACUCCCCUGCGAGGUCGGACGUCAGCAGCUACUCCAACAACACAGACUCGGAAGAGGAGGAGGAGGAGUUCAUGGCAGGGUGGCCGCCCUAUCCCGCUCUGAGCAGGACGGGAGCCCGCCCCCGAAGACCCGGCCUCUGCAGCAAGGCGUCCAAUCAGAGCUGGCCGCCGUCCAAGAGGGGCGAGGCCUCCGGGAGUCUCCGCCCCCGGCAGGCGCUCGGCAGGACGACGCACAAGCGCUUUGGCCUGCUGCUGCGGGAGGCGGGGGUCAGCUCCUCGGAAGACUCUUUCGACCAAGAAUACUUCAUGGAGAAGGAGGAUUACGAGGACGAGGAUGAUGAGGAGGAGGAGGAGGAUGAAGACGAGUACGACACGAACGACGGGCUGUGCUCCCCCUCCAUGGAGGAGAGCGGGCUGGGCCUCCUCGCCCGAUUCGCCGCCAGCGCCCUCCCCAGCCCCCUUGUCCCCGCCCCCCUCUCUGUGGUCCAGCUGGAGGCCAAGCAGAAGGCCAGGAAGAAGGAGGAGAGGCAAAGCCUUCUGGGCACCGAGUUCGAGUACACCGACUCCGAGAACGACGUGAAGAUCAGGAAGAAGCUCCCGUCGCUGCUGCACGGGAAGCGCGCCGCUCUGGAGCUCCCCCUGCUGGCCCCGGCGAGCACGAGCGCGCCGCGGGAGGACCCCGUUCCCGCCCCGGGCCCCGGCCCCGGCCCCGCCCCCGGACCGGGCCCCGGGAGGCCCAGGGCGGCCGAGCGCGGCAGGAAGCCCAAGAAGGCGCGGCCCCCCCGGGCGCUCAGCCUGGACGCGGCGAUGAUGAUGGAGGCCAGCGACGAGGACCACUGGGCCCGCCGGCGGAGCGAGCGCAUCUUCCUCCACGACGCCGCCGCCGCCGCCGCCGCCGCGUCCACGCCCGUCUCGCCCGUCACGCCCUCCGGCCCCGCCCCCAAACCCGCCCGCUGCCCGAAGAAGGAGGCGGCCAAAGCGAAGGAGGCGAAGGACGUGGUCAAGAAGAGGAAGGCUAAAGAGAGCCCGGUGACCGUGACCCCGCCGCCGCCGCCCUGCCCCGCCCCCGAGGGCCGCGCGGCCCCGCCCUGCCCGCCCCUCAGCCCCGUGCGCCGGGGCAAGGCCAAAGCCAAGCCCAGGGAGGCGAAGAAAGAGCAGGCCAGGGGCAAGGGCGGGGCUGUCAGCAAGCUCAUGGAGAGCAUGGCGGCAGACGAGGACUUCGAACCCAAUCAGGACAGCAGCUUCUCUGAGGACGAGAACGUCCCACUCAGCGGACUCCCGGACCGACCCAGUACCCCCGGCCCGCGUAACUGCGUGAUCCAGAAGGAGGAGCUGCAGGACGGGCUCCGGGUCCUCAUCCCCAUGGACGACAAGCUGCUGUACGCCGGCCACGUCAACACCGUCCACUCGCCCGACAUAUACAGAGUGAUGGUGGAAGGAGAGCGAGGGAACAGACCCCACAUCUACUGCCUGGAGCAGCUGCUGCAGGAAGCGAUCGUGGACGUGAAGCCGCCCUCCGUGAAGUAUCUCCCAGAAGGCACCAGGAUCGCGGCCUACUGGAGUCAGCAGUACCGCUGCCUGUACCCGGGGACCGUAGUCAGGGGCAACCCCGACGUGGAAGAGGACGACGACCUGAUCACCGUGGAGUUUGACGACGGCGACACAGGCCGGAUCCCGCUGUCUCACAUCAGACUCCUCCCCCCCGACUACAAGAUCCAAUGUGCUGAGCCCUCGCCGGCCCUCCUGGUGCCCAGCACAAAGAGACGGUGCAGGAAAUCCAGCAAGGAGGCACCGGAGAGCAAGGAGGCUCUGGAGAGCAAGGAGGUCCCGGAGAGCAAGGAGGUCCCGGAGAGCAAGGAGGCUCUGGAGAGCAGGGAGGCCGGCUCCGGGACCACAGAGGAGCUGGCCCCCAAGAGCAGAGGACGGGGACGGAAACCCAAACCCAAGCCUGAUUCCGAGGUGAUUCCAGAAGAGCGGGAAAAACCCGAAACGUCUGCCGCCAGCGAGGCCCAGGAGACCCUUCCCCCGUCCGGCGGGUCGGUCCCCCGGGCGGGCAGAAAGCGACAACAGGGGAACGCGGCCAGCUCCUCCGCCGCCACGCCCGACGAGGCCCAGAAGAAACCGGUGCCGACCAAGGCCGCCGCCAAGGCCAGCCCCCAGCCGCAAACGGCCUACUCCUCCCCCGUCUACGGGAAAGUCCUCUCGGUCAGCCUCUACGCCGAGCCGUCCCUCUCCCUGGGGUCGUUCGUGUCCGGCGCGAGCUCCGCCCUGGGGAAGGCCAACCCCCCCAGGAAGGGGAGGAAGGGCGACGGCCCCCGCGAGGCCGGGCCCGGGGCGAAGGCGCAGAGGAAGCCGCCGCCGCAGGCCGAGGUCCUGAUCAAGCUGGACCACGAGGGCGUCACGUCCCCCAAGACCAAGAAGACCAAGGCCCUGAUGAUGAUGGAGGACCAGGGCCUCGACAAACGGCAGAGCGCGGCGGUCAUGGGCGUGGCCUACACCGCGGUGCCCGCCGGGGAGGCCGCUCGCAAGCCGGCCAAGGCCAAAGCUCCGGAGAAGGAGGACCCGAAGCCCGGCGCCGUCUCCGCCUACAGCAAGCCGGGCAGGGCCGGGGAGGGCAUGGUCAAGGUUGAUAAGGAGGAGUCGGACAGCAGCAGCAGCAGCGUCGGCUCCGAGUCCGAGGGAGAGGGGGAGGAAGAGGAGCCGAUGAAGGAGGAGGAGGAGGAGGAGGAGGCGGCACAGGAGGACGCCGCGUCCGGCACCUCCCGGGCCUCCAGCCCCGUCUCCACCGACUCCUCCAGCUCCUCCACCAACAGCUCGUCGGCGUCUUCCUCCUCCGGCUCCGGCUCAGCCUCCUCUUCCUCGUCGUCGUCGUCAUCGUCGUCGGCCUCUUCGACCACGACCGACGAGGACUCCCCCUGCAGCUCCGACGAGGAGACGGCGGGCUCGCCUCAAAACUCCUCCUCCUCCUCCUCCUUGUCCACCACCCCCCAGAGCCCCCCGGAAGCUGGUAAGAAGCAGCCUGACCCGCCGGAGGCGCCCGCGUCCGUCCCAACCAAAGGCCAGAGGCGCCAGCAGGCCAAGCUGAAGGAGCAGCAGGGCAAGAGCCCGCCCAAGAGGCGGGAGGGCAUCCACCUCCCCACCACCAAGGAGCUGGCCAAGCGCCAGAGGCUGCCCUCGGUGGAGAACAGGCCCAAGAUCUCGGCCUUCCUCCCGGCCAGGCAGCUCUGGAAGUGGUUUGGGAAGCCCACCCAGAGGCGGGGGAUGAAGGGCAAGGCCAAGAAGCUGUUCUACAAGGCCAUCGUGCGCGGGAAGGAGAUGAUCCGCAUCGGCGACUGCGCCGUGUUCCUGUCCGCCGGGCGGCCCAACCUGCCCUACAUCGGCCACAUCCAGAGCAUGUGGGAGUCCUGGGGGAGCAACAUGGUGGUCCGGGUCAAGUGGUUCUACCACCCGGAGGAAACCAACCCCGGGAAGAAACUGCACGAUGGGAAGGCCUGGGAUCCGAAGUCCGCCAAGGGGCUCCACGCGGCUUUGCAGGCCUCCAAUCAGAGGAAAGACUUCAUGGAGCGUGCCCUCUACCAGUCGUCCCACAUCGACGAGAACGACGUGCAGACCAUCUCUCACAAGUGCCUGGUGGUCAGCCUGGAGCAGUACGAACAGAUGAUCAAGACCAAGAAGUACCAGGACAGCGAGGACCUCUACUACUUAGCCGGAACCUACGAGCCCACCACGGGGAUGAUCUUCAACACGGACGGUGUUCCCAUCAUCUGCUGAACACCCCCCCCCCCAACAGCUGACCAC